Molecule: messenger RNA, 1078 nt
Organism: Nezara viridula (southern green stink bug)
Lineage: Eukaryota; Metazoa; Arthropoda; Insecta; Hemiptera; Pentatomidae
Source: the annotation of a GenBank genome assembly
ACUGCAUUCUUUCAUAUGUAUUUUUAGCAUUUGUGUUUUAACAUUUUUAUGUAUCUUUCUUGAAAAUAUUUAAAAAUUAGAAGUCUCAAAAGUAUUUUUUCUUCUAGAUUUCAUUAUGGGCAAUACAGUUUCAGCAGCACAUAAAACUGCAGGUCAAUUGGUUGGCCCCCUCGCUUUGGGGAAUCAGUCUGAUGUGAAACCAGGCAUCGAUUAUUCUUUUAUUCCUGCAGAAUGUCCUAUGUAUAAAAAAGGUACUGGAAACGAUGCUUCAAAUGACGAUAUCAAUCCCCUUAAUAUGAUGCAUCCUCCAAAUCAAAAACCAGCACCUGAUCAACCUUUCCCUCUUCCAACAAACAGAGAAGUGUCAACAAUACCCAAAGCCACACCACAGUUUGAAGGAGACAAUUAUUGGGUAUACCCUUCGCAACAGAUGUUUUGGAAUGCAAUGCUAAGAAAAGGUUGGAGGUGGAAAGAUGAUGAUCUAAAACCAAAAGAUAUGGAAGAUAUAAUUAAAAUUCAUAAUGCCAACAAUGAGCAGGCUUGGCAAGAGGUUCUCAAAUGGGAAGCACUUCAUUGCAAGGAAUGUUGCACUCCUAAACUAAAAAGUUUUGGUGGAAAAGCUCAAGAUUAUUCUCCCAGAGCACGUAUACGUCAGUUAAUGGGGUACGAAUUACCAUUUGACAGGCAUGAUUGGGUUGUGGACCGUUGUGGCAAAGAUGUAAAAUAUAUCAUCGACUACUAUGAUGGAGGGUCUAUUGAUCCUAAUCACAGAUUUGCCAUACUAGAUGUGAGGCCAGCAAUGGAUUCUUUGGAAAAUGUCUGGGACAGAAUGAGAGUUGCUUAUUGGCGUUGGCGUUAUGAAUUAGAGGAUUAUAUAAAAGAGAAGAAGGAUGCUUAAAAUGUUACCAGUUGUUAAAUUUAAAUAGACUUAGUUAUUUAUUUAUGGUUAAUUGGAAUAAAAAUUUGUUCCAAAUAUUAAAAUGUUAUACUUUUCAUUAAUUUCUUCCUUCAUUUCCUUUCUUUAGUAAAAUAUUUCUUUACUGUUCUUUAUAACAUUAUUAUCAUAUUUUCAUUGAAU